This is a messenger RNA of Frieseomelitta varia, 1433 nucleotides long. Its product is annotated as WD repeat domain phosphoinositide-interacting protein 4-like. Gene Ontology annotation, cellular component: cytosol; phagophore assembly site membrane; extrinsic component of membrane. Gene Ontology annotation, biological process: protein localization to phagophore assembly site; nucleophagy; autophagy of mitochondrion. The coding region runs from base 278 to 1315 and encodes 345 amino acids. The record is from RefSeq and is a predicted model, not a curated record. The transcript is spliced from 7 exons. NCBI's taxonomy places the organism in Eukaryota, Metazoa, Arthropoda, Insecta, Hymenoptera, Apidae. Gene Ontology annotation, molecular function: phosphatidylinositol-3-phosphate binding; phosphatidylinositol-3,5-bisphosphate binding; protein binding.
UCUAAAUGUAACUCAUUAAUAGAAAUCAUUGCGUUUCUUAUUAUUUGCAUAGCUGUUUGCUCGCAUUAUUCAUAAAUAAGAUUAAUUUAUCUAAAAAGUGAAAAUCAGCCUUAUCUUUGCUAUCUUAUGAUUCAUACAAAGAUUGAACUAGUAUACCAAGCAUAGUAACACAGCUGAAAGAAGAAUGUAAACAAAAACACGUAGUACAGUUAUUAGGAAAAAAAAUUCAUAUAUCAAUAUAAGAAAUACUCAUACGUCUGUUUUGAUGUAACACCAAAUGGCUGGGGAAAAAGAUAUUCUUAGUUUACGAUUUAAUCAAGAUCAAGGAUGUUUCACAUGUUGCAUGGAAUCUGGCCUCAGAGUAUAUAAUGUAGAACCAUUAGUUGAAAAAGCACAUUUGGAAAGUGACAUUAUGGGAAGCAUAGCUACUGCAGAAAUGCUUUGGAGAACAAAUAUCAUUGCCAUAGUAGGUGGUGGUACAAAGCCAAAGUUUGCAGAAAAUACAGUACUUAUUUAUGAUGAUUUAUCUAAAAAGUUUAUAAUGGAGAUUACAUUUACCAGUCCUAUAAAAGCUGUAAGAUUACGUAGGGACAAAAUGGUAGUGGCACUUCAAAGAGAAAUACAUGUCUUUUCGUUUCCUAUGCCAACACGAAGAUUAUUAACUUUAGAAACUAGAGACAAUCCAAAAGGAUUAAUUGAAGUUGCUACGUUAGCUACUGCACAGAAACAACUUCUUGCUUUUCCUGGUCACAAACAAGGCAGUGUUCAAUUAAUUGAUCUUGCUGCUACAGAUGCUGGAAGUUCUAGUGCUCCUGCAAGUCUUGCAGCACAUCAGGGUGCAUUAGCUUGUCUCGCAGUUAACAGUAGUGGAACAAUGAUAGCAACUGCUUCCACACAAGGUACUUUAAUUAGAGUAUGGGACAGUGUACGUAGACAUUUAUUAGUGGAAUUAAGAAGAGGUGCUGAUCCUGCAACUCUUUAUUGCAUUACAUUUAGUAGAGAUUCGGAAUUUCUAUGUGCUUCCAGUGAUAAAGGAACAGUACAUAUAUUUGCAUUAAAAGACACACAAUUAAAUCGUAGAUCGACUUUUUCAAAAGUAGGAUUUUUGGGGAAUUAUGUUGAAAGUCAAUGGGCAUUAGCUACAUUUACAGUACCACCAGAAUGUGCUUGUGUAUGUGCAUUUGGUACAAGAAGUUCUGUUAUAGCUAUAUGUAUGGAUGGAACAUUUCAUAAAUAUGUUUUCACUACUGAUGGAAAUUGUAACCGUGAAGCAUUUGAUGUCUUCCUAGAUGUUUGUGAUCAUGACGACUUUUAACACAAACUGUGUAUUAUAUUUUUAAAAUGUCUGUAGGAGAGUUUCUAGUCACUUCAAAUAAGAAACUUCUUGCAGCAGAUGUCUGUACAGUAACGCAAUUAUAUUAAUAAUUAUAAGA